Messenger RNA from Sinocyclocheilus grahami, 1149 nucleotides. RefSeq names its product secretory carrier-associated membrane protein 1-like. Bases 115 to 1149 code for a protein of 344 amino acids. Gene Ontology annotation, biological process: protein transport. Gene Ontology annotation, cellular component: trans-Golgi network membrane; recycling endosome membrane. The transcript has 10 exons. Lineage: Eukaryota; Metazoa; Chordata; Actinopteri; Cypriniformes; Cyprinidae. The record is from RefSeq and is a predicted model, not a curated record.
CGUGACGUCAUUUCCGGUUCUGCCAUUUUGCGGAUCGGUCUCGAGCUGCGGGUGUGUUUCUUGCCGAAUACCGAUAAUAUAGUCUUAACAAUAAAGCCCAAUUAAACCGGCAAAAUGUCAGAUUUUGAUAGCAACCCCUUCGCGGACCCGGACUUCAGCAACCCGUUUCAGGAUCCAUCAGUGACACAAGUAACACAGACUGCCCCGCCUGGCCUGGAGGAGUAUAACCCUUUCACAGACACAAAGCCGGUCCCGCCAGGCUCCGCCCCUAAAUCAGUCCCACCCACAGCCAACACACAGCCAGCCAUCAUGAAACCCACCGAAGAACCGCCAGCCUACACUCAACCUCAGCAGACACAGGAUCAGGCGCGAGCCCAAGCGGAGUUAUUGCAGAGACAGGAGGAGCUGGAGAGAAAAGCCGCUGAGCUGGACCGCAGGGAGAGGGAGAUGCAGUCUCUCAGCGCAUCAGGAGGGAGGAAAAACAACUGGCCGCCCCUUCCAGAGAAGUUUCCGGUGGGUCCGUGUUUCUAUCAUGACAUAUCAGUGGACAUCCCUGUGGAGUACCAGAAAACCGUCAAGAUCAUGUACUAUCUCUGGAUGUUCCACACGGGGACGCUGUUUGCCAAUAUAUUCGGCUGUUUGUCGUGGUUCUGUGUAGAUGCGUCGAGGGGAGUGGAUUUUGGUCUGGCCAUGCUCUGGUUCAUGCUCUUCACACCCUGUUCAUUUGUCUGCUGGUACAGACCUCUGUAUGGAGCGUUCAGGAGUGACAGCUCUUUUAGGUUCUUUGUCUUCUUCUUCAUCUAUAUCUGCCAGUUUGGUGUCCAUGUGCUGCAAGCCAUCGGCAUUGCUGGUUGGGGUGCUAGUGGCUGGAUCUCAGCGCUGACCGGGCUGAACACAAGUAUUCCCGUCGGCAUCAUCAUGAUCCUGAUUGCUGCCCUCUUCACCACAUCGGCUGUCAUCUCUCUCAUCAUGUUUAAAAAGGUUCAUGCACUGUACCGAACCACCGGCGCCAGUUUCGAGAAGGCGCAGCAGGAGUUCGCCACCGGCGUCAUGGCCAACAAAACGGUGCAGGAGAGACCUAAAAAUGGCUGUGUGUCACACCUGAGUUCCUCUACCUGUGCGUGUUUUGAUGGAGAAACUUCAUGGUGA